Messenger RNA from Bipolaris sorokiniana ND90Pr, 1278 nucleotides. RefSeq lists its product as uncharacterized. NCBI's taxonomy places the organism in Eukaryota, Fungi, Ascomycota, Dothideomycetes, Pleosporales, Pleosporaceae. The transcript is spliced from 2 exons. Bases 1 to 1278 code for a protein of 425 amino acids. The record is from RefSeq and is a predicted model, not a curated record. Gene Ontology annotation, molecular function: zinc ion binding; DNA-binding transcription activator activity, RNA polymerase II-specific. Gene Ontology annotation, biological process: regulation of transcription by RNA polymerase II.
AUGGGAAAACGACGGUCACAUACCAAAUCGCGUAACGGAUGUAUACAGUGUAAACGCAGGAGGAUCAAGUGCGAUGAAGAAAAGAGUGGCUGUGGUUACUGCAUGCGGAGAGGUACGCGUUGCGUAUUUCCACGUUUCUCGAAAAUAUCUGCGCCUGCUACUCUAUCCCUCCCAGUUACGCCUCAUGCACCGACUAUUAGCGCAUGUUCACCUGGGCUAUCAGAUUGCAGUACUUUACACACAUUCGCCAAGAUAUCGCCCCGAAACUUCGACGAUGGUGGAGAGCUGGAUUCCUUCACCAUGAACGAUCUCAUUCUACUGCAUCACUGGUCUCUCGUCACCAGCCUUACAAUGGUCAAUACACCAGGUGUUGAUCAUAUCUGGCAAACCGUCAUGGUACAGAUUGGAGCUCAACAUCCAUACGUCAUGCAUGGUAUAUUCAGCCUCACAGCGUUACAUCUCGCCUACCUCGACUCAACGAAGAAGCAUACCCUGAUCGCAACAGCUGCCCAACACCACAAUAGGGCCCUUCGCGACUUCCAAACCAAACUUUGCAACAUUAAUGAAGAAGACAGUGAUGCUCUCUUUGCGAGCGCCUCCAUAAAUAUGUUAUACGUUUUCGCCACCUUCGGAAAUCUGUAUUAUGGCGACGCAAACGAGUCCCCAGCCGAUUACCGCUCGCGUAUUCUUGGUGAGGAUUGGAUCCCAUUAAUACGAGGCGUAAAUCGAUUAAUACAGCAAAUUCGUGAAGUCGUUAACGUCGGUCCGCUAAGUUCGUUACUAAGGAUCGGAAACUGGAAUGAACUCGACCCGGAUGCCGUGAGUGUCCCUUACGACGCGGAGCUGCAAUCUCUCAAGUCGAUAUGGGCGGACAGCGCUGACGCGCUCGUGUAUGACGAGUCUUUGUACCUGCUACGCAAGUGCUGGGCUUGGACUACUCUGUUUCAAAGCAUUUCUAAGCACCUCUUUCCAGAUGUUGCUCCACAUCCUGAUUGGGAAUACAAUCGUAGUUGGAGUGGUCCAUUUAUUUGGCUAAGUCUCGCGCCAGAUGAUUUUUUCUUGCGCUUGCAGCAGCGUCACCCAGCUGCGCUGAUUUUGUUUGCUCAUUUUGGCGGGCUGUCUGCGGGGCUCGAAGGAUACUGGUGGAUGGAGGGCUGGGGGAAAAAUAUCGUGGCAGCUGUAAAUGAUAUCUUGGGGAGCUACUGGGACGCCAGGAUCGAGCUGCCAAGGAGACUUGUGGCAAGAACAGGGGAUGAAAUCCCCGGGAAGCUCGGCUAG